GUUUUUUUUGCUCCUUCGCGAGCAGUCGUGUCCAAUAUGGCGUGCGUGUUGUGAGCGAUGUUAAUGUGCAGGUAGCCUCCUGCUCUUAUUAGAUGGACACACAUUCCUGCAAAUAAGGAGAGAACAAUGUAAUCACGCAACAACAUAAGAAAAACAAUGUACAAUGAACUACAAUGGAAAUAUGCCAGAUUGGCAUCAAUAUAAUCCCUCGCAGUCAGGAAUAAACGACGUAACAUCCACUGCUCAAAAUGUCAAUUCGGGACACUUAUCGUUUAUCUCCAGUAUCAGUCCAACCUGUCCGACACAGCUGAACAGUUUGAAUCUCAGCAGCGAGGGAUUUGAGAAGCCACACCAAAGUGAUCCUAAUUUCAAUCCGAGGCAUUUCCAGCCACAUUUGCCCAGUAACAUCUCCCAUGGGCACAAUGCAGCCGCUGACAAUACCCCUCUGGCGUCCAUGGUGCAAAUGCAGAACUGCAUUAAUCACUACGGACCUUCGAAUACAAGAAAUCCCAUGGUGGAUAAUCCUAUGGAUCCGAGAAACGCUCCGAUGGGCGGUUUGAACGAAGAGCUGGGCUACAGGAAUAAUCAGGUGCCUUUGAACGGGCCUAUCUCCCAUCUCAAUGGACCGAACGUGAUGAAUAUGAACCCGCCGCCCCACGGAUCCAUAGGACCACCACGAAACACCAACGUGAAUUCUCACGCCGCUGGCAGAACAGCGGGUCCGCCGCCGUCCUUCGUUCCCUGCAAAGCAUUGUGCUGCAAUCCGGACCCUAACAUGAGCUACCAGCAAUGGGAGAAGUACUGCUCCUAUCAGAACAACCCGACCUACAGGGACAACAUGCGCCCGUCCGCCGGGUAUCAACCGGACGCCCGAAGAUUCAACAGCGACUACAACAUCAGAAAGGACAAUUUCGAGGGUAAGGAGACCCUAUCUCCCGUCGUGCCUCCGCCUAACGGACCUAACGCGGAUCACCGGAGGAAUUUUCCCGACUUCAAGUAUCGCAAGGAUCGUAUGCUCUCGCGAAACUAUCCUCCGCCUUCCUCGGGAAUGCUGCAGAACUAUCCUAUGCAGGGCUACAAUUACACGGGGGAGUAUCAGAAGUAUCCCUACAACGUCAAGGAAUAUUCCAAGAUGAGCGGGAUGAGUGUACCGAGUCAGGGGAUGGUGAAACAUCAGGAGCAGGGCUUUGCGAUGCCCCAGCAGAAGCAGUCCUACAGCAGCAAGCAGGUAUCCUAUCAAAGCAGCGGCGGUACCAUGAUGAGCGGGAUGCCUUCUACCACGAGCGUGCAGAAUCCGAGCAUGAUUCCACCCGCGCAGAAUACCUACUUCAAUUCGCAGUACCCAAGGAACCUGCCUACGGAGAGCACGACGCACGACUGUCAGGAGACCACCGCCGCCGACAACGUAUCCAUGGUGAACAGAAUGCAGGCGUCGGCCAUGCACGCUCCUCCGCCACCUCCUAACUCGCGAUACCAGAUAUACCAGCAAAAGAUCGCGAUGCAGAGAUUCUCGAUGGAGAACAAUCUCAGGGAGCUCUCCAGGAUACCCGGAUACCAGUCGCAUCCCAAGUACAAGGAGUGCGUUCACAGGUACAGGGAAAUAAUGAAGCUGCAGCAGUCCAUCACGUAUCAGGGUCCGAUCCAGCAGACUCCGCCUUGCGUCACCGCGUCCACCGUCAACGCUUCCGCAAAUAUUCCGCCUAUAAACCUGCAGUUCGAUCAGAACGGGGUUCUGAUUAACUCCAACUACAUGCCCGAGGCUUUCCCCAGGAUACAACAGGCACCGCCGAUGAAUCCUCAGGCUCCGCAGUUGGACAACUCGCCGGAUAAGCAAGCGAGCAAGCAGGACGGCAACGGGGUCCCCGAAAUGGUGAACCACAACGUUCAGAAACCGGAACGACUGAUCCCGCAGCAGCAUAACAACGGUCUUGCAGCGCCUGCUGCUCUGUACACGGAGGCGAAUGUACCGAAGCAGGACGGGUAUCCUGCGCAGAAGAGCCAGUUCGAGGUGCAGAAGACUCCGGGCAGCGACGGCUUCAAUAAUACCCUGGAUACAAACGCGGGCGAUGGCACUGCUAUGCGACAGAAAAUGUCCAAGGAGCUCGCGGACAAGCCGGAGCUGGACGUGCGACAGUUCCUGGCUACCUGGGAUGAGUCCGAGGACGAGGACGGCGCGAGCAACAACUUAUCGAACGCCAUCCUGAGCGACUCGACGUCGGUGGUGGUAGUGGGCUACGAGAACGUGAAUCUCUCGGCGAAGACCCUGGAGGAUCUAAGCGGCAGCAAGUCUGAAAUCACCUCGAAUGUGAUAACGUUCGAGAAUCGAGACAAGACCGGCAACAUCGACGUGGUCCCCGCCCAGGACUGUCUGACGAUAUCCUACUCGUCCAAGGACUCGACCUGCAAGGAGAUCAUCUCGAAGGAGAACAUCGUAGGACCCGGGAGCCACAUCAUACAGUGCAUCAGCAACGGGCCCGACGAAGUCCCGACGAUCCACAUAGUCGAUAAUCUCGAGAUAGGUAGUAUUUUGCAGGUCGCGAACGGUCAGACGGUCGCCGGGACUCUGGAGGGCCAGGAAGCGGUGUCAUUCUUCCGGGAGGGACCGGAAGUCGCGGCGAGCUCGAUGCCGACUCUCGUCGAGGUCGUCAAGAAAACCGAGGUCGGCAAGUCCGACGUCGAGGCCGAGUACAACGCCGAUCUUGGAGGUCUAACGAGCAAGGACAUCGUCGAGAGUUCGUCUUCUCCGAAGACGGUGGAGGACACCUCGCGAACGUCGCGGAUAAACGACUCGGAGAUGGUCUCGGCCGCCCUACCUACGUCUCUGAAGGACAACAACGUCCUGGACGCCGCUCAGGACAUGAAUCUGAAGAAGCAGAGCAGUUUCGCGAGCGAGGAAUCUCAUAAUCCGGACGACAUAAGCCUGCCGGAUCUACCCACGUCAGAGUGCACCCCGAUCUCCACCACGUUGAACACUCCCAUUCAUUCGGACAACGAGGAAUCGUCCGAGUCCCGUCGUGGCAGCGUCGACGAUCAUCUCACGAUCCCGACGAACCCGAUAGAAAUCAUACAAAACAGUCCCAUGAUCAGUUUCACGCAGUCGCCAACGAAGGGAGAGCCCUACGAUCACUUAAGCGACGAGCAGAACAAGUCAAUCGACUCGUCGGAAGGUGAAUAUCAUCGCCUGGAGAAUCAUCAUCAUUUCAAGAACGACGGAGGUAACAACAUACUCGAUCACGAGGCCGUUCUGGGCACGUUUGAAUUUUCCACGAAGAGUCUGCGAAAAAACGGCAAGGAACGUCCGAGGACGAGUGAAAAUAAUUCGAAAAACGACAAUAGCGAGAAAGUGUUCUCGUUGGACGAUGAGGCGGAAAACGCGACCUCCGGAAUACGAAUGACUCUGACCUCUGCGGGCGAGUAUGAAUUAAAGAUCGUGGGAGCGGCAGGGACGCAGCAGAACAAACCCGCGAUACGAGAUUAUAAAAAUUCAACGACCAACGAAUCUCAGGCCGUCUCCUUGACCAGCCCGGAUGCUCGUAAACAAUUACAAGCACUUCCGGAAACGAGCGCGAAGGCCACGCUUCGAUAUGCCAACUCGAUGGAGCUGAAUAACAUUGCAUUGCAAAGUGUCACGAGCGAGCCGGACUCCGUUGACCUUGACCGGGACGUUAAUUAUUCCGAAAAAAGAUCCACUUGUCAAAGAGAUUUAUUAUCGACAAAUGACGUCGCGUCGAGAAAUUCCAGAUCGACCGUAGAAGAUGAUUGCACGAAGAUGACGAAAAGUACGAAACAUUCGAUCUUGAGCGGCGACAAGUUGAGACAGUUUGCGAAGGAGGGUUCCCCUUCGGAGAGAAAAUCAACAACGGCGAAAGACUCGAAAUCUUCUCGACGCGAGACGCAGGAUCGGAAGAAGUCGAUUUCGGAUAAGUUAUGCAGCGGAACAGUUGUACAUCACAAUAAACAUACUCAAGGAAAAUUAUGCUCCGUCGAUAAUCUCCGAGAAUCCAAGGUUUCGCGUAAUAAUAAACCAAGGGUGAUCGAGAACGUCAGCCUCGACGACGGCGGAGAGAGACUGCGUCUUCUGAAGGAAUACAGAAGAAUGAAGUACAAAUCGCCCGCUGAGCGGUUGCAUAAGAAUAAAGAAGACUUGGAUUAUGCAGCGAGGAAGAAGCUUCAUUCUUCGAAUCCUGAUGAAGCAUUGUUACAAUCACCGAGCAAUAAACAGGCGUAUCAGAAGGAUGUGGCGAGGCUGAAGUCGUCCGAGGAGCAAGAGAGGAAACGCGCUAGAGGAAGUAUCCUGAAGAAGUUCGUGGCUAAGAAUGUAAACCCCGACUUUGCCAUUCAAGUUACGAACGUUAACUUGAAACUGAAAGAUAAUAACGAUCAUCAGAAUGAAUUGCAGGAUGCGGAGGAGGAGGCGAAGACCAGCGGCUCUUUGGACGCGAUCAAGAUCGAGAUAAACGUCUCGUGCACGGAACGGAACACCACGGAGAAGCUGCUGCAUGAGAAUAUCAAGAAUGCCGUGGCCGAAACGAUCGGCCACCUGACUCAUUCGAUCUCGAACGGACCCAGAUCGAAUUCGACGAGUUCGAUAACCGAGAUUCAGUGCGAGAAGAAGUCUAUUUGCGACAAGGACUACGAGAGACGCAAUCGAUCUUCAGCUGUCUCACCGGAAACCUCUAUCGAGGAUCCAACCAACGCGGAAGUGGUCAAACACAACGCGAUUAGCACCAAGGAAGACUCGACCAACAAUGACGACACAUCCGGCUCGCUUAAGAAGAGACGAGGCUCGUUGUUGAAGGAAGGAGAAUUAAUCAAUGAUGUAUACGAAGAUAAAGGUAACGUCGAUCCCGAAGUUGAGUCGGAGAUCUUGGAAACUUCGAAAGCAGAGCAGACAACAAUCAGAAAAAGAAGCCUGCAUGAAGAGUCGGACAGGAAGGUCGCUGCUAUCAAUUUCUGCAGCGAGGAAUUGAAGACCUCGUCGGACAAUAAUGCUCCAUGCGUGGAGUCGAGGAAUGUAAGCAUUCAGAAGAAGGAGCAUCAGGAGAUGACUUCUUCAUGCAGGAGUGCGAGAAGCUUCCAGGAGGAUGUAACGUCUAGAUUAAACGCGAUCCCGUCGACUUCUUCGAGCACGGUGGAUCCCAGCUUGGAGAACGCCAGUUACGAUAAUUCCGCGCAUUUCGAUUACAAUCACAUUGACGUUGCUGCGAACGAGAACGCGGACGCCAGAGAUGCGAAGCGUCCGGACAGGUGGAAGAGGUCGAAGAGGGACGACGGUAGAUAUGGGGACAACUUUGACUUGUACGAGACCGCGAGCGGGUAUGUAAAUCCGAGCUUCUUCAGCGCGGACGAAGUGGAGAACUUGAAUACGGUUCCUGUGUACACCACCAAGGACGGCAAGAUCACUUACAGUCCCAAUCCCCGAUUCACGUAUCGCGAAUUAAUCAUGGAGGCUCGCGGGAACGAGAAUUACGACAAUGGACGCGAAUCCUACUUCGCGAGAUCUCCGUCCUACGAUUAUUACAACUGUUCCAAGCUACGGAAGGUAUUCAAGAGGAACCGCGACGUCGCUUCCGGGAGAAAGAGAGAGAUCUCACCUGUCGAUCAAACCAAAUCUGCGGCAAGACACGUCGAUCAUCCGCCGAAUAAGAACGCCAAAAGUGCUCCUUGCGCUUCUUCGAAAACACCCCGAAGUACGUCGCAUCUAGAGUUCUUCAACGACGACGCGGACAAGUUGUACACGAACAGGAGCAACCAACCAGACAGCAAGGAAGGUAACCGGAAGAAUAUCGUGGAUCUGAGCUUUCUCGAGAAACAAUACAACCUGGACAACGAAAAUUCUAGCGUGAAACCUUGCAAGUCGAAAGCGUUGACGGAUAAUCUCGAAAAGGGUCACAGCGAGAGCUCCGCGUUCGAGUCGAAUUUAUUCCUGGCACCGAGACCACCCAUCUGGGACGAGACUAUGGAGUCGAUCAAGUCGUACUCGUCCCACGUCGACAGGAGGAACAGCGACAAUCUCAAGGAAUUGAACUUCAGCGAGAUCUUCGCCACGCAGAAGCUGGAUUCUCUCUCGUUCCUGUCCGCCGAGCAAAACUACUCUUCCAACAUCAGCAGGGCACUUUGUCCCACGUCGAACGAGCCGACAAUGCACGAUCGUCCUACAUCCGACUAUGUCGAUGAGCUAGAUUCGAUCCGAGACGACGUUUCGCAGGGCGAAGUACACUUGGAUAUUGACUCGCGCAAUAAUAAAGAAGGAAAUGAAUAUAAUAAUCGAGACGAUGCGUUAGCAAGAGACGUUUAUAAUAAAUCGCCAGACACGUCGUUGAUAAUGCAACGAAACGAUGAAUACACAACGAAGCAGAAAACUCGAUCCGAUGAAGUUAAGUCCAACGAUUUGUUCAUCGAAAAGGAAGAAUCUUCUUCUAAAGUCGCGGAUGAGAAAGCCUGCGAUUUGGAAAAAGAUCAAGAUUCUAGGAAUAACGUUGAAGACGAGGAAGCAUCGGUAAGAUCUCGCGUGGUUGAAGACGAAACUCGCGUUUGUUGUACACCUGCUUCUCCAAAGGAAGAUAAAUCCGACGCAGUCGAGGAUGCAAAUGCGAAACAAGGCUCGGAUGAAAGUCGCGUCGAAGUCGCAAACACAUCCGAAUUGAGCGCAGAGUCAAAAAAUAUGCUCGACGAAUCAAAAUGUGCAGAAGUGGUGAAAGAUUCUACGCUUACUUUAGAUAAACAGGAAGACAAAGUCAACGAUUCGGCGAAGGAUAGUUCGGACUCACCUGCAGAUGAAGAAAUUGUACCUCAACACGAUCCGUCGACCCCGAUUGAUCGCGAAGACAGCGAGAAGGUUGCAGUAGAAUCCAAUAUUUCGACGGAAAUCGAUCAAACGAAUAAUCAACAAGAUGAACAAAAUUUUACAGUAUGUAAAUUAAACGAAUCAAUUACCCCGCAAAAGAAUCCAUCCGACGUUGCAUCCGUAGAGCAACCGCUCGACGAAGAAGAAAGUGACGAGCAGCAAAAGCCGAAAAAUGAUGGAGCACAAGAAACUGAAGAUUAUGAAGAACCUUCGAAGGAUGAAGGAAUCGACGAAGUGGAUCACUGCAGCAACACAAUAAUAACAUCUACAUCUACUGUUCCUUUGGAUCUUCCUGCGGAUGAAGGCAAUAUUUGCGAUUUAUUCGCGAAUGAGAAGCGCGAACAAAAUAUAUCCGAGUUUACCGUCAUCAAGAGCAUAAUUAACGGCGAGAAGAAACGGCCUCGAGAACCCGAAGAGACGAAGGAGAAGAAUCCCGGGGAUUGCGACAUCAGCAUCGACUCCAAGUUACUCUGCAUCGACUCUUCCGACUGCGGGAUUUACUCGGAGGACAGGUGUCCCCUGGUGCAGAUGUCUGAGCACGCCUCCGAGGAAGACAGCAUGGUGCCAAUGGAAUGGGAGACCAGCCAGAUUCAGGAGGAUGCCGUCAACCGUCUCUGCAGCAUCGACGAGUCGUCGAUCGACUUUACAGGUACAACCAGUCCGCUGCAUGGAGCCAGCAACUCGUUGCUGGACAAUCUGUCCCUCUCAAGGACAUCGAUCGUCAAGGAGUCUCGAGUCUUCGAGGAAGGGAUCGCCGAGAUUGCGAGCAAACCGAACGACGAGUCCAACGUAUCAGUUAUCGAACCGACGACCCAGGAGGUGGCCAGAGCGAGCCCGACUAGCAACGACGUGGACAAGGAGCAGGAUCAAGUUUCUUCCAGUAGUUACGAGAAGGUGGCGUACCUGCGAGCGACAGACUGCAACGCCAACACGAAGAUAGUCCCCAAACUCGUGAUCAAGAAGAGCGAGGUUCAGAGUUCGAAGUUCAUCUCGAAGGUGGGUACCUCUUCUCUUCCACAGCUGGACAGUGUAAUUAAUAAAUCGCCCUUUAAACCGGGCUGUCAACCGAAGAUACCGAAGAUGAUCAUCAGAAAUGCGAGGUCUCGCCCGGGUACGCCGUCCAUCGAGGCCGUUCACGAGGAAGCACCUGCUCAAGCGAAUAUCUCGGAUCGGAUCCUGCUUGCGAACGAAGAACCAACAUACGAGAACGAUUCCGAGAACUCUCUGCAAGAUUCAAGUAGCUACAGAAACAAGAUUCCCAAGAUGAAGAUCAAACUGGACGAGAAGCAUUCGAAUAAGAUCGUGAGAGCCGAGGACACUACAGAGAUGAAACGUAAAAGCCUGAAGAAAACCGUACCCAAGGUCAAGAAUUCCUCGAGAAACGAUCUGUCGGAGAACUCGGUUUGCAGCUCAGUCUCUCAAGAAUCCAAAGACCCAGGAAGAUACGAGGAGAAGAUACCCGUGUUGAAACUGAAGAAGCAGGAGAGAAACAGAUCGUCGUCCCCGGAGGUGACGGGACGGAAGAGGCAGAGCUCGUGCCACCCGGAAGUACCAUUCAAGAGGAAGAAAUCGGGACGCGACGAGGCUGGAUACUCGACGAGACGCAGCAGCUCCUCUGAUUCCAUGCGAGCCACCUCUUCGGAAUGCGAAACGAGAAAGAAUCCCUUGGUCUGCAUCUCCGAGAAGAUUCCCAAGGUCAUCAUCAAGAGAGCGUCCGCCAGUGCGGAGUUCAAAUGCGAACUGAGCAAGGGCUGCAAGAACGUCAUCGCCAAGAGCGCUAAGUGGCAACCUGAGGUCAAGCUGGAGAGAUAUCGGAUUCUGGACAGCAUGGUAAAGGAAUUGAAGUUAACUCUGUCCCCCAUUUCGCUGCAAACUAUAGACCAGAUCUUCUCGACUCCCAAGGAGGUCGGCCAUCGUCGGGAGCAGAACGGCGACCACAAGUUGUCUAGGUCGAACUCGACGUCCAACCUGCUUCCGGCCAAGUGUAAGCAGAGGAGAAUGUCGGAUUACGAUUACAGGAAGAGCAACGACACGUUGAGUUUCGCCUCACCGUCGCGAGAUACCGGGGAUGUUAAGUUAUGCACGACGCCGAAGAAGAAUCGAGGUCACGGAAAGUCGAUCGUCGACGAGUGUCAUGGAAAGGACAGGAGCAAACGUAGAUCGAGGUCUCGCGAUAACCAUCCACGGCCGGAGGCGGACAUUCCUUUGUCUGAUAAAGAGAUAAGUCGAUCGUUCGAGAGAUCCAGCUCGGAGAAGAAGAUCACUUUGCAAUGCGAGGAACCCAAGUCUGGUAGUUUCGUCACAAAGGCGGACGAGGACACAAUAUUCUCGACGAGCGAACUCGACGAGAAGAAUCUUUCCAAGCAUAAUCACUCCAUGGACUUUAAACUCGCGUUGAAGGAACUGAAGACGACCUCUUCUCUCGUAAAAUUGUCCGAUCUGAAGGAGUCAUCUGAUAAAGAACCAAACGAUGCUGAUGACGAAGAUGAGGAUGAUGAUAAUGAUGAUGUUUUCUUGGAUAAGGAUGCUAACGAUAAAAUCGUGAUAAAGAAGGAACGACUGAAUAAUUCCGACGAAUGCACCUUGCAAGACGAUCCUGCGAGUGUGUCGGGCAAUUUUGAGGUGGACAACAACUCGGUGAUUAAAAUCGAGUCCUCGGACGAGAGUCAAUCUACGAUAGAGAUCCUGCCGGCUUCGCCGGACGCUUCUGGCGAGCUGGAGAACCACAUGAUCGACGACGGUGACAGCGAGCAGUUGUAUUCGGCCGAUGCGAUCCCAACCCAGUUUGAGUUGGAGCUGGAGAUUGCGGACACGGAUCUGCUGGAUGUUCCUAUGCCGAAGCUGGACCCCAUCACCGAUUACAGUUUGCGUCGCGCGUCCACGGAAGAGUCUCGCGACGAUCAGAAGACGAUCAGAAGUUGCAAUAUAUUUGAGACCUCGUCUCGAAGCAGCAAGGGCUCGCCGAGGGAUAAACCCCUCGUGGAAGUUGACAUCAAUACUAGACCGAUGUCGGAGAACGCAAACUCGGUGGACUCCAUCAGGGAGAUUUCUUCGAGAUCCUCGUGCGACAAGGCGGUAGCUUCUACCGCCGUGACGAGGGAAAAUUUCUGCUGCAACGAUUCUUUGAUCAAAGAAGUCCUGGCGGCUAAGGAGACCUUGAAGAAGUGCCUUUCGAAAUCCCGAUGCGAGAGCCAGAACGGCAACGCGAGGCCGAAGACAGCCGCGGAGAAAAAACAAGGCUCGAGCUUUGAUCUCAACAGUCUCUCGGAGACGACGUGCUCGAACGACGCUUCUUUCCAGGGCUGUCCAAAGGAUGUUACGUCGCAGAAGGGCUCUACACCUGCGGCCAGUAGAUCCGACAAGACUGAGAAUAUAUCUAGUACCGAGAAGUCUGACAAGAAACAUUCCAAACAAAGUAAGAAUUCCUUCGUGAAGAGGAAGACCAAGUCGCCCGAAAGAGACAAGGCGGAUACCAAAGAGAAGACGACGGAGGACACGCGUGAAUGCACUACGAUAUCCUUAAAGGCUCUCAAACAAUUCGGCAAAGCUUUGUCGAACGAGAGCUUAAUUCGCAAAACGAUAUACUUGAGCGAGAAGAGGAAGAAGGAUCCAACAAAGGAGCCAAGUGACGAUGUUCAAUCGCAGGAGCCACCACAAAGGAAGGAGAAUAAGCUUGCGUUUUACAAGAUUCCCAAAAUUUCCAAGUCCACGGAUCAGAAGAGCGAUAACACGAAGGAGAUUAAGAUCAAGGAGGACAACAUGCCGAUAUUGGAACCUGAAAUCACCGUGAAUUUCGACACCAGUUGCGACAGAGAUAAUUCCCGAUCGCCUCCGGUCAUCACCAUCCAAGAUAACGAAGAUCUCGACGUAGCAGAAUCCAAAUUGAUGGACGACAAAGUCAUAAGCGAUAAGAUCGAGGACGUCGCGAAGGACGUUAACGAAAAGAGCGAGAUGUCUGUCGCCAGUUUCAUAACUCAAUUAGCUUAUCACGAGAAGGCAACGAUAAAGCACAGACGGUAUUGUAAUCUGUGCGAGAGGUGGUUCCCGACAACGUCGCGGCAUCGUCGGCACCUGGCUGGAUACCAACAUCGUCACAUAGAAUUGACCCAACGUAGAAGCAUUCACGCACUAUUCAUGCUCUUCACGGGCAAACCCUGUCCUAGGCUACUGCCGGCGAAUGUCGCGAGAAACGACUGCUCCGUAGGUGAAUUGACACCGUUACAAAUUGCGGUACAGGAUGUUAUAAAUAGUUUCGACUGUACGCAACAAAGUCCUAAAAAGCAGAAUGACGUUGACAAAAAAUAAUGAAGUUAUUUGAGGUACGAAUACAUAUACAUAUAUACAUAUUCGAAUUAAGCAUACAUAUACAUAUAUACAUAUACAAUUACUGUGAUCGUAAUGACAUGGCUUGCAGUGCAAUCUUCUAUAAACGUUAUUCGCGACGAAAAACGAUACGAAAUAUUUUCUAUCGCAGCUAGAGAUUGGUGUAACGCAAUUAAUAGCUGCUACUGUUAACUGACCGGCGUCAGCAUCGAAAUUUUACCUGCUAGAUAAAUGGAGCGCUUUAAAAUGUUUAAAACGUUUGCUGAUUUUUUUAGCUAAGUCAAGUCAAGAUGAAUAAGAUUAUCAGUAAAACGAAAAAGUUACCCAAGAGUUACAAUUCUAGCUCGCAAUUCUAGAUGUUUAGCCAAAGACUUUAGCAAAGCUAAAAGUAAUACACGUUCGAUUAUUUACACUUUUCAGAAGACUCCGGUCUUUUAUUUGUACAAAGUUUUACGAGUGAUUCAAACGCGCUGAAUGUGCUCACUGCGAAUUUUUAUUUAUAUUAUGAAGAGACUUAUAUAAUAAUAUAUAUACAUA
This is a messenger RNA of Nylanderia fulva, 11707 nucleotides long. RefSeq lists its product as uncharacterized. The record is from RefSeq and is a predicted model, not a curated record. Lineage: Eukaryota; Metazoa; Arthropoda; Insecta; Hymenoptera; Formicidae.